AUGGAAUUGAAACAGGUCCAGUAUGCCCAGAGCAAUCACGCCGAACGUCUCUCACGACUGGAGAAGCGCCAGGCCGACGACGCAGCACUCAAAUCUGUGUGGAACUCGCCGUUCCCCGGUGUCCUGAGCGGCACUCCCCAACAUGGACCUGUCGCGCAGAGCGAAGUCUUUGAUGACCUGGACGAUUCCGGUGACCAACUCCUGGGUUCCUUGCACUUAGGUCCUGCGGAGGAGGAGCCAACGCGACGGGGCGCUGCUUCGAGAGCGAACAGUGUCCGUUUCGACGAGAGUGCACUGCAUGGCUCGAGCUGGGGCGGCCAUCACAGUCGCCACUCGGGCGACUUUGGCCCUACGCGACCUAGCAGUGGGUUGAUGAUGGAGCGAACUCUUUCGCACAAGUCGGAUGGCCGCCAUAGUUCUGCUGGCCAUUCCGUCCACUCACACCACUCGGUCGCAUCAGGGCGCGCGAGCAGCGUAGGACUCGACACCACUUUUGCCGGCGUUGAGGACGAUGACUCUUCUGUCGACAUUCCGGGGCCGCCAGCGUCCUUUUUCGUGCUGGGGACCGUCCCAUCCAUUGUGCGAUGCUGGCUCACAACCAACUACGCGCAUGCCACGCUGCUGUAUGCCGAUAUCUGCACGGGAGCACAGAAGUCGACGGUGGAGUACUCGCUGAUCCGGGAGCUCGACAUCGAGGAUGAGAUGCAACGCGACUCAGAUGGCGCCUACCGCAUCCGCCUCCACGUGUACUUUGCAGAGGCGGUGGUGAUCCAACACAGCAGCCGCUCCACCAGCCCAGAACGCUCCGUCCCUUCGAUGACGGUCUCAUUCGAGGUGGUAGGCGUCGACGGGUCGAGCUCCACUGAUACACAGAUGAUGCGAAUCUUCGUGGGCAGCGAUGCCUUGAGGGCCCAUUCAGCCGAUAUCUUGUUCUCAAAGAAUACCAUGGUCCUGUACGGUGACGACCGCUCGCGUAUCAGAGUCCCCUUUGUCCGCCCGGAAAAUGACACUGUCUUCAAGCACAUUACGACAUCUAGUGUAGUGCCCGGGAAACCAAAGCUGAACGCGAACGCGACGCCCUUUGUCUUUGCAGAGCCAACGCAAGGAAAUGCACAUGGUCCUCGUGAGCAGGGCGCCCGCGUUGACGACAGGGAGAAAGAUCCUGUCUCGCCCACUGAGCAGAAGUAUCGCGAAGGACAGAAUGUGACAGGCCGGGCAAGCGGAUCGGAGAAUGGAGGGAGUAGCGACAAGUCCGCCAAGUUCUGGGACAGCCGCGAGAGGCCUUCCAAACGAGACAGCUCGGUGACCUCGGAGGCUAGCAGGAGGGAGUCGGGGACUGGGAUCUGGGGCUCGUGGCGACACGGGGCGAACGGCGGCUCUGAAUCGGCUCGUGACAGCGGGCCUCUCAGCGGGUACCUGCCGGCGGCUCGAAGCGGGCGUCCUAUGAAAAUCCUCAAGCCGCCCAGACCGUCCUCUUCUGCGCGCACGGGUGCUUCUCACGAGCCGACUUCCAGCUCAGGCAAGGCUGGCGAAGGGCGAGCAAAGGGCCAGGCUGGGACGGGAGCCGAUCCGGGGACUCACAGCAACACUCGCUGGAACGCGAAGCGUACUACGAGCCACGGAUCCGACAGCAAGCCUGCUAACCAGGACCUCAGCCAGGCCUCGCAGCCUGCAAGCUCGCGCGACGAGCGUGCUGAGAAGAACGGCCCAGCGCUGCCUCGCUCUGCCAACCCCGUCGGCGGCGCCUCGGCGUUCUCAUGGAUGGCACCUCCGGGUAAACCAAAGACCCCAACCACAGCUCCGUAG
This is a messenger RNA of Emericellopsis cladophorae, 1806 nucleotides long. RefSeq lists its product as uncharacterized. The coding region runs from base 1 to 1806 and encodes 601 amino acids. The record is from RefSeq and is a predicted model, not a curated record. The transcript is spliced from 2 exons. Lineage: Eukaryota; Fungi; Ascomycota; Sordariomycetes; Hypocreales; Bionectriaceae.